This is a messenger RNA of Prorocentrum cordatum, 1088 nucleotides long. NCBI's taxonomy places the organism in Eukaryota, Dinophyceae, Prorocentrales, Prorocentraceae. The record is from the annotation of a GenBank genome assembly.
UGGUUCGCCGCCCUGGCUUGCAGAAGAGCUUGCCGUUCGAGAGUGCCCCGGCCUCGGCAACUCUUUCAUUUGACGCCGUGGUGAGUGUUGCGUUCGCCCAUCGGCAAUCAGAAUUCGUUGAUGCCACCUUUGGGCGUGUUCGAUCAAGCUCUCACCGUGAGUCUGCGUGUCUCUCCGUGGUCCUCUUGCCCCCGAUCCUGCUGGCCACCAGAAAUUUGUGUCAAGCCUUUGCAGCGCAAGCCAGUCUGCAGCCUGGUCCGCCCGGGUCGCAGCGCGAGUCCAGCCGCUCUGCAAGCCAUGCCUUGCCCGAGGGCCCUGCUGACCACCAAGAACACGUUCUUGGCCUGCAGGUCGCCGUGGAUGGAGGACAUCGUGCUGCCUCGGAGGUCCAUCUCCGACCCCACCUCUUCCAGCACCGCCAGCGUCGCGGAGACGGAGUGGACCCAGAGGGACACGAGCAGUUGCGACAAGUCGUCGUCCGUCGCGACUCGCUCUGCUACGGGCCACUGCUCCUCUUCCACCCUCGCGGGCGCAGCGGAGUCUUCGCGAGCAGCGGGCCAGGCGGAGGACGAGCCUCUCCAGCCCAGGACGAGGGCGCAGCGACGCCGCCAGCAGCGCAAGCUGGCCAGGGAGUUGGGCAGGCCACUGAUCCGCAGGGGGCGCGACCAGGAUCGGCCGGCCGACGGCGACGACGACCAGUCGCAGCUCAGCUCCGAUCCGCCGGCGCGCCUGAUCCGCAAGAGGCCCGACCAGGAUCGGCCGGCCGACGGCGGCGACGCUCAGUCGCAGCUCAGCUUCGAGGGACCGCCUGACCCGCUGGCGCGGCCGGAAGCAGAGCGCCAGAUCCGCAAGAGGCGCGACCAGGGUCAGCUCUCGGCAGCCGUCUCUUCUUCGCGGGGGCCAGCUCGCGUCGAGGGCUCCCCCACGAAGAUCUCUCUGUGAGGGCCUUCGCCGUCCAGAGUAGCCGCAUCUCGCUUCCGAAUCCCCCGUCCAGUGACAGGAUGGCUGGACUUGGCUUUAGACUUGUUGGCCAGGUCUGACCUGAGUCUUAAUGGAGGAUGACGAUUAAUAAAUGACCGGGGAUCGUG